Molecule: messenger RNA, 2035 nt
Organism: Pangasianodon hypophthalmus (striped catfish)
Lineage: Eukaryota; Metazoa; Chordata; Actinopteri; Siluriformes; Pangasiidae
Gene: hcn5
Product: hyperpolarization activated cyclic nucleotide-gated potassium channel 5
Exons: 10
Coding region: 339-1895 (518 amino acids)
Biological process (GO): transmembrane transport; monoatomic ion transport
Cellular component (GO): membrane
Molecular function (GO): monoatomic ion channel activity
Source: RefSeq, a predicted model, not a curated record
CCAUGAUAUUUAAAACCCCCCAUUGUGUUGGCAAGCCAGACAGCAUUUCAGGUGUGCCUCAUUCAGGUGCACAUGAUGCGGAGAUGCUGAAUAGUUGAUGAGAGAAUCGAGACUGGCAGUGAUGAAGGGAAGGAGAGAAUGGAAAGUCUUGUGCUUGCGAUCCUCUUCGCUACCCUGCUUGGACAAACAAGAGUGCUGAAGAAUUAUUGUGUGUGUGAGCAAGUAAUAGGGAAGAAAGGCAAGAUCAGCAUAAAAGAAGUCCAGAAAUAAAAUUGCCAGAGGGGAGCAGUGAUGUCAAAAGUGGUUUCGUGAUCAGCGUGCUUAGUCAGGGACCAGAGAUGGAAAAGCAAGCACCUGGGACCCACGGAUGCUUUAGCUGGGACGCAUGGAGAAAUCUGCUGCUGCCCCAGUUAAACAGGCAGUCUCUGUAUGUGUACGGCAGCGAAGUGGCUGUGGAGAAGGAGUGUAUCAAACAAAGAGAGAAAGGAGUCUUUGUCAUUCAUCCCUUCAGUCCUUUAAGGAGUUACUACAUAAUGUGCAUGGUGGCCAUAACCUUUCUGAACCUCAUUGGGAUCCCGAUAGAGAUUGCUUUUUUAGAUGGUCAAGGCGGAGUGGGCUGGGAGGGAUUUAAUGUCUUCUCAGAUACUCUGUUCCUUGUAGACGUCGGACUCAACUUUCGUAUGGGGAUCAUUUCCGAGGACAACGAGGCGGCCAUUCUCGAUCUGAAAUCCAUUCGACAAAAUUAUUUAAAGAGUUGGUUUAUACCAGAUAUGAUCGCGGCAUUUCCAGUGGGUUACAUCCUUCUAAUUGCGGAUCUGCAAUAUCAUGGUGAUUCUCCAUCUUCUAAAGCCAGUAAAAUGGUGCGGAUCCUUAUGUUCGUGCGGAUCCUCAGCCUGGUGCGUCUGCUGCGUGUCUCUCGCCUGGUUCGCUUCUUUAAUGAAGUGGAGAAAGUGUCGAAUGCCAACCUGGAAGUAGUUCGAGUUUUGUUCAGAAUCCUGUCCCUGUUCAUGAUGAUUUUUCUGCUGUGCCACUGGAACGGUUGUGUGCAGUAUUUUGUUCCAAUGCUGGAAGAGUUUCCAUCAGACUGCUGGGUUCGACGAGAAAAUCUCAUGAACGCUACAGUGGGAGAGAAAUAUUCCUUUGGUGUCUUUCGUGCACUCUCACAUAUGACGGCAAUAUCAUACGGUUCCUCUGACACACCUACAAAUGAGGUAGAGCUGUGGAUUGUCAUGACCAGCAUUGUAUCAGGAGCUCUAAUGUACACAGUGCUGGUUGCCAACACAGUCGCUCUGAUGACUGACACAGACCUCACAGCAAAAGCAUACAAGAACAAGUUGAAUCAUCUGGAAGACUAUAUGACCUCCAUGAAGCUUCCCAAAGAGCUGCGUAUUCGCAUCAGUAAUUACUUUCAGGCUCGCUUUGGGGGAAAGUGGUAUGAUGAAAAGGAUGUACUAAACUGGGUGUCUUCAUCCAUUAAGGAGGAGAUUUUGAUGAUCAUGUGCUCGGGCCUUGUGAGAAGAGUCCCCUUCUUUCGCAAUUGUGAAACAAACUUCAUCAAUGCCAUCCUUUUCCAUCUGCAAUAUGAGGUUUUUCAAGAGGGUGACGUCAUUGUAUAUCAGAACAGCCCUGGUGAUCGCAUGUUCUUCAUCGAGCGUGGACAGGUCAUGGUGGAGACAGAGAAUUCUCAGAUAGAGCUAUGUGAUGGGGGCUACUUUGGAGAGACAUGUCUCAUGACCAGAGGAAAACAUCUGGCUACAGUUCGAGCUCAGACCAUAUGUCAAGUCUUUUCUCUGUCUGCAGACAGUUUUUACAAAGUGCUCGAAGACUACCCAGAGGCUUUGAAGAACAUGAAGAUAACAACCAAAGAGGCCAUAAAUUUUAUUUGCUAUCCUUGAUUGUGAUCAUAUUUAGCACACUGGAGAGUGCCUAUAAAAAUUGCUCUCCUUUUGUCUGUAAGAAAGAAAGGUUUUGUAGUCCUUACUUUAUGGUAAUGAACAGCACUCUUUUAGUUGUUUACGUUUAUUGAUUUUAAAAG